Molecule: messenger RNA, 1485 nt
Organism: Miscanthus lutarioriparius
Lineage: Eukaryota; Viridiplantae; Streptophyta; Magnoliopsida; Poales; Poaceae
Source: the annotation of a GenBank genome assembly
AUGCACCGGCACCGGCACACAACGACGGCUCGUGGGGAACGGCUUUUGCACUUCGAGGCGGGCACAACAAUGCUGGAGUACGAUUUGGGCUCGCGGGAAAUGAAGUGCUCGAAGCCGCCAGCACUGGUUGUGGAGGAAAGCCUACAAAGGGCUCUUCUUCGGGCACAGGUCAUCAUCGAGGAGGCCAUGGGACGGCACAUCACAAAUCAAUCUAUGAUCCACCAGCUUGACAUGUUGAGAGACGCCAUGCACCAAGACUAUUAUGCACUUGAUGCCUUCAGGUACCAGCCUUACUAUGUAGAAGAGGAUGGCAAAGAUCAAGCUGUGAAUUACUUUAUCUCCGUAUCCAAGGUACCCUCUCCAAUGGAACCCUAUUUCUCUGGUCAAACUGCAAGAUUCCUUCAACAACUACGAGAGGCACUUGACAGAUUGAGCUCCAUGAUUGUUGAUCUGAAUGAGUUGGUCAUGUUCUUGAUGAGCUAUCCUCGCCUGUAUCGCCAGCCUUACAGCAUGCAUAUCCUUCUGGAGAAUACAGAGUUUCAGAAACAUCAAAACUCACCUCGUGUUUUCCUGCCUCGUCUUCCUGAGCAGGAAGGGAGAACUCACAUGGAAGAUUUCCUUCCUACAGUCCUGCGAGAGCUGAUGACUCGACCCAUAAACUUCAUCAUCAACAAGUGCUUGAAGCGGCCCGCAAUGGCCAUGGAGGAUAGCCUACAAAGGGCUCUUCUCCGAGCACAGGUCAUCGAUGAGGAGGCCAUGGGACGGCACAUCACAAAUCAAGCCUUGAUCCAGCAGCUGGGCAUGCUGAGAGAUGCCAUGCACCGAGGCUAUUACGCACUCGAUGCCUUCAGGUACCAGCCUCACUACGGAGAGGAGGGCAAUGAUCCAGCUAUUAGGGGCUUUAUGUCCCUAUCCAAGGUACCCUCUCCAAAGGAUCCCUAUUUCUUCAGUCGAACUGCACAGUCCCAGGUGCAACUAGAAGAUGCACUUGACAGAUUGAGGUCCAUGAUGUUUGAUCUGAAUGAGUCAGUCAUUUUCAUGAUGAGCUACCCUCGUCUGUAUCGCCAACCUUGCAGCAUGCAUAUCCUACUUGGUAACUGCAUGUUUGGUCGCCAGAUGGAAGCAGAACUAGUUAUUAAAUUCCUGUUGCACACACACCCUCAUUGUUCUCAAGAUUUGGAGGUCAUGCCAAUUGUUGGUCCACCCAGAGUCGGCAAGAGUACCCUAGUCGCUCAUGUUUGCAAGGACGAAAGAGUCCGUGAUUAUUUCUCAGAAAUCUUGUGGUUGUGUGAGUUCGAUUUUACAAAUGAUGAGCUAGUUUGCAGACAAGGAUGUGUAAUGAACCAUCAAAAUUGUAUGCCAAACUCGAACAGAGGCAAGAGAUUUCUUGUUGUCAUUGAACUAUCUGGAAAUCUCAGCGAGAGGCAUGGAAUAGGUUGUAUCUUGGUUCCAGAGGAAGCUUUUCUAGUGGUAGUAAAAUCAUAG